Messenger RNA from Ostertagia ostertagi, 102 nucleotides. The record is from the annotation of a GenBank genome assembly. Lineage: Eukaryota; Metazoa; Nematoda; Chromadorea; Rhabditida; Trichostrongylidae.
AUGCAAUUCAGUAUGCUCUCACCGUCACCACCGCGAAAAUCUCGCGACAGUCUGCUCAGCCUGUACUCGUCCACAUCGCGACCAUUCUUCUCGGCAUUCUAA